GCUCACCAGCCAGCCGUUGCACCCGAGCCCCAAGCUGCAAGCAACUCUUAUGAUAGCAACUAGAGAGAGGCUUAGUCAGGUAGGUCAGGGGAGGAAACCUUUUCUUUUUCUUUUCUUUUUUUGAUUUUUGUUCAGUUGAGGACACGAUGCUCAAGUCACCUCUUCUCCCCCCAUCCCACAUCAAAUAGUUAAUCUUCUUCUACCGAUAUCUCUCUUCUUCCCUCUCUCCUUCUCUUUUUCCUUGCGACGAAAGGUCUCACCAUUCUCUCUCUCUCCUUUUCUUAUUUUUUUCUCUUUUCUUUUCAACAUCCUAUAACUCUCACUCUCGCUCUUUUCCACGACAUCGUUACCCCCGAGAGGGCUUAUAAAACGAGAGCUAUAUAUAAACCGCCGUCGCCAUGUCGACAGACUAUAACUAUGACGACAAGGCAUGACUAUUCGCUCAUGGAGCUAUUAACGGAUGUUUGCUAACUGUACCCUCUUGGAAAAUCUACAGGGGCAGUUUUUCCCCUACUUCGUACUGACGAUACUUGGCUUAAUUUUGUGCCCCUUAACGUAUUCAACUUUCGCGCCAAGUAAACGUAUGACUUCUGGCUCACGUCGUUCGCUGGCAAAUCCUAACCUUACAUAGAACCGGGCGUUUCGAAAACGCCUCUAAUAAAGGAGAAUAACUAUAAGCCGCCUGGCAAUGAGGCGAUCGAGGCGGCGCGCCGUAGGCAGAAGAGGAAGGAGAGGCGGCUCAAGAGGUUCACCUCGAUCGUCAUCGGAUGGGCGCUGUUCGCAUAUAUGGCAUACCUCAUCGCUGUGACAGCAAAUGCCGAUGGCAAAAUCUGGGAUCCGUAUGAAAUCUUGGGUAUCAGUAUGGUUGGUUUGCACAGGGAGAAAUCAUCAUUUGGAACAUCGCUGACCACACAUACCCACAGACCGCGGACGAAAAAGCUAUAAAGUCCCAUUAUAAGAAAUUAUCCUUGAAAUAUCACCCGGAUAAAAUUCGCCCAACCGGCAACCAAACCCUUGAAGACCUCAAUAACCACUUUGUCGAGCUUACCAAAGCUUAUAAGGCGCUGACCGACGAGGAUAUCCGUAACAACUUUAUCCAGUAUGGUCAUCCGGAUGGAAAGCAAUCUUUCUCAAUUGGCAUCGCUCUCCCGACAUGGAUCGUCUCUGAGGGAAACAACUAUUACGUUCUUGCUGUCUACGGAUUGUUGUUUGGAAUCUUGUUGCCAUAUUACGUCGGUCGAUGGUGGUAUGGAACCAAGAAGCACACAAAGGAAGGAGUCAUGACGGCGAGUGCUGGAAGCCUUUUCAGAGCCUAUGACGAGAACAUCGAUGAGAAGAAGCUCGUGGAAAUAUUAACCGCCGGUGAAGAGAUGAGGUUCAUCACUGGCGGCGCGAGGGAAAAGGAAUGGAUUGGAAGCGAGGAGGCUACCAUCGAGAGAAAGAUCAAGGCUGCCGGUCUCGCGGACAAGCAGAGGAAAGCUAUUGAGGAGCUCGACGGCUGGAGGAGAAGGGCACUCGGCCUGCUUUGGGCUUAUAUCUAUCGUACGGAUCUGGAAAGCGAGAAGCUGAACAAUGGUAUAUCUCCUAGGUCCAUGUCGCCCGAUCCUGAGAUUGCUAACACCUUCUAGCCAAAUUGGAUGUUACGCCUGCUGCGAUCGCUCUCAACAAGAGUUUCCAUGCGAUUGCCCUCGCUUAUUCCAACACCCAGCCCGUUAUGGCCUCCGUGCGAUUGAAUCAGUGCCUUGUUCAAGCGGUCCCUCCACAUGCCUCUCCUCUGCUCCAACUCCCCCACUUCACAAAUGAGGUCGUGGCUGCUAUCGAACAGGAUGGUGGAAAGAACCAAUGGACCGUCCAACGUUUUGUGGCUUGCCCCGAGGAGAAGCGCAAAAGGUUGUGCGUUGGCAAAGGGCUCCUAAAUGAUAAACAAUACGCACAAGCUAUCACUUUUGCUAAGGCACUCCCGUCAUUGAGGAUUGAAUCUGCUUUCUUCAAGGUUAUGGGAGAGAAAUACAUUACCCCGGCUAGCUUGGUUAACUUUGUUGUCAAAAUGCGAGUUGUCCCUCCUGGGUCCACACCACCGGCAGUAGACGCCAAGGAUCUUUUAGAUGAGGACCCAGACGAGACCGAUGUCGAUGCUUUGUUGGGCCGCAAUGGCAAGUCUCAAGGAAAAGCUAACGACCAGUCGACGACUCCUCUUGCACAUGCACCUUACUUUCCCCGAGACUACUCUCCUAUUUGGUACAUCUUCCUCGCCGAUGAAAAACAGGGAAAGAUGAUUGUUCCCCCGCAGCCAAUUACUCGUUGGGAAAAGAGCACCGAUAACUUUGCCGUUCAAACGUUCAAGCUACAAUUCCAAGCACCACCGCAACCUGGAGAAUACGCUUUUGUCAUGCAUUGCGUUAGUGACUCUUACCUAGGAGUUGAUAAGAAGCAAAAUGUCACUCUUGUUAUCAGUGACCCCAGCAAGGUUGCGCAGAUCAAGGAAGAUGAAGAAAUCAGUGAGCCAGAAGAAGGUAUGCAUUGCUCCCCCCUAUAGAUGUUAUCACAAAGCGGUUGCUAAUAUGUACCUCUUUGAAUUAGAUUCUCUUGCAGGUCAGAUGAACGCUAUGAGAGGUGGACCGGUAAAGAAGUCUAAGAAGCGAAACAACGAAGAUGACGACGACGAUUCAUCCGAAGAGAGCGAUACAGAUGGCGAAGCCGAUGACCAGAGUGAGACAGACACGGACACGGAUACAGACGAGGAAUAAAAUAAUGCUCAUAUUUCGUGUUUGUAAUUUUCCUUUGCCCCACUUCUUCCGCAUUAAAUUUCCACGCUGCGUUAUAAUUGUUUUGUCGCAGCAAAAGAGGUGAAAAGUCUAUUCGCCGGCGAUCCCGGUUCUUGUAACGGUGUUUUGUUUUGCUUUUGCCUUUUCCUCAUUCAUUUUUUGCUUCCAUUUAUUUUACUUCCGGCUUUUUCUUCUUUUCUUCGGGUAUCGUCAUGAUGGGCAGACGGUCAGUUUAGGUUAUUGUAGAUAGAAUAUUGAGAUGUCACUUAUUCCUGCCUUAUGCAUUAUUGCUCAUGGGUCCGCUGGCUGGGUCAGUUGGAGGUUUCUUUCCUGGGCAGCGGUGGGGUGUUGGAGAGCGCUGUGUUUUGAGAGUCUGCGGGAAACGUUCACUGCUAGUGGUACGAGGAACUAAUUGAGGCACGAGCCUUGCGCUACUCAGUGCCAAAAAAGCGGCAGUCGGUUAACGUGUGGCUCUAUUAUGCUGGGAAGGUAGUCCCGGAAAUUGGGCACUCGCAAAGUUCGA
Molecule: messenger RNA, 3288 nt
Organism: Tuber aestivum (summer truffle)
Lineage: Eukaryota; Fungi; Ascomycota; Pezizomycetes; Pezizales; Tuberaceae
Source: the annotation of a GenBank genome assembly